UCUCGAUUGUACACUGCAGCAAGUGUUGCUAGCGUGAAGCUAACGCUAGCAAACAUAACAUAACCCCCCCACUAAAUUCGGGACUUGGUCACUGGGUUGUUCCGCUGGCUACUUAUCAGCUGGCUAAAACAGGGCAACCAUGCAGAAAUAUGAAAAACUCGAAAAAAUCGGCGAGGGCACAUACGGGACCGUAUUCAAGGCUAAAAACAGAGAAACCCACGAAAUAGUGGCCCUGAAACGAGUCCGUUUGGACGACGACGACGAGGGCGUGCCAAGCUCUGCCCUGAGAGAAAUCUGCCUGCUGAAGGAGCUCAAGCAUAAAAACAUAGUCAGGCUACACGACGUGUUGCACAGUGACAAAAAGCUAACGUUGGUCUUUGAAUAUUGUGACCAGGAUUUGAAGAAGUACUUUGACAGCUGCAAUGGAGAUUUAGACCCUGAAACAGUGAAGUCGUUCAUGUUCCAGCUGUUGAAAGGACUUGCUUUCUGUCACAGUCGCAAUGUUCUUCACAGAGAUCUAAAGCCACAGAAUCUCCUCAUCAACAGAAAUGGGGAGUUAAAGCUGGCUGACUUUGGGCUUGCUCGAGCGUUCGGCAUUCCCGUGAGGUGUUACUCAGCUGAGGUAGUGACGUUGUGGUACCGACCCCCAGACGUACUGUUUGGUGCUAAACUUUACUCUACCUCCAUCGACAUGUGGUCUGCUGGUUGCAUAUUUGCAGAGCUCGCUAAUGCCGGAAGGCCUUUAUUUCCUGGGAACGACGUGGACGACCAGUUGAAAAGAAUCUUCAGGUUGUUAGGAACGCCGACGGAAGAACAGUGGCAGACGAUGACCAAACUACCAGAUUACAAGCCAUAUCCUUUGUACCCAGCCACCACCUCACUGGUCAACGUGGUGCCCAAACUCAGUAGCACAGGUCGAGACCUACUCCAGAACCUUUUGAAGUGUAACCCGGUCCAGAGGAUCUCCGCAGAAGAAGCUUUGCAGCAUCCUUACUUCACCGACUUCUGCCCACCCUAAAUCCUUCUCCACCUCCCUGCUCAUCGUCAGCCGCCAAUCAAUCCAGUCCUCCCGUCACGCUAGCAGGUCAUUAGAGGCAGCUCCACGCAGGCCACUUCCCAUGGAAACCACUUGUGCAAAGCUGCUUUUUUCUACCACACAGUACCUACCAGACUUCACUCUUUCUCCUGGUAGAGAACGACAGCGCUGCAAACAACUUGGGUAGACUACAUAUAUAUAUUUUUUUUACAUCCAGUUUCUCUUCUAAAAGAAAUAAUGCUAAACCACAUAUGAAACGUCACUUCUCGUAAAACUUGCGUCAUCUAACUCAUCUUUACAGUGUCUCCAUGACAAUUUAGGGCAGAGAACUCUGCUGCCCCACAGCAGCGGCGAAAGGACAGGGAGAGUUGGCCAAGUCAACGUGGCCAUUGUCUAUUCCUUAUUUUUACUGUUAUUCCCUCAAAGUGGCCAGUAGCUUUUAUUUACUCAACUGCAGAGAGUACCAGCCACUUAUUCGGAGUAUCGGAGGGCGCCUAUAUACAGCUACAGAAACAAUUGAAGACACCACUGAUACAAAUCCUAAUCCUCAGUUUCACUGAUUUUUCUCUGUAGUGGUAUAUGUUAAAGUAAAAUGAAUAUUAUUGUCUUAUUCAAUCUAUAUAUAUAUUUGGGGAAAUACUUCACCUGAUUCCAAAAAGCAGUAUCACAAAAUGAGUCAAGUGGGUACCUUGUUGUGUAAAAAUGCAGCUUUACACAUUGCACACCGGUUGCAUUUGUCUUAGCAGUUCCAAGUAUAUUCUGUACAGGACCCAAUUUAAAAAAAAAAAAAAAAAAACUAACCAUAAGUUUGGUCUUGUACCCACAACACGGCACCGCUCCUUAUUGGUUCGUUGUGCUCUAAAUAUCUGCUUUAUAAAAGUUUCAUGAGUGCUGAGUUGUGCCCUUCGGUGUGUGCUGACGAAAUGGAGUGAAGAAAGAUCUGUUUAUGUAAUGUAACGUGGUCCCUCUGGAGGCAUGUUGGCAACAAUCCUCCAUUAUUGACAUGAGCCGGCUAACACUGCAGAUUUAAUGCGAUAUACAUUCAGAGUUGUUCCCAACGUGUGGGCCACUAAUGACUGAUAAAUGCUUUUAGAAGUAAUAAAUACUGUUGGACUGCUAGCGUCACUUUUUCUGGGCAGCUACUGCAGUCACGUGCCACUCCCAACUUCAUCAAAAACAUUUAGAAUUUGACACAAAAAAAAACCCACUAUAAGCAAGUAUGAAAGCUAUAUUUUAUCGCUCUUGAGCAAUAAAAGCAAAAAAAAACGUGCUCCUGUCCGGCCACCAGUUUCACGAUUGUAUGACAAUAAUAAUAGCAUGAAAAGCUAAUUUAUGAUUUUGUAUAUGUCCCACCUUUUAUAUUUGUCUUUGCACACUUUUUUUUUUUGGUUUUUAAACAAAACAACAUUGUUCAACAUUUUUGUUGAUAAGAGUUUUGAACACUGACAUUAUUGCAGCUGGUUUUCAAUAAAUGGGCCAACACAAUUCUAAUAGUGUCACAGUGGACCAUAAAUAUUGAUACAUUGUUUUUAUAUAUACAUACACAUACAUCUUUUAGUGGUAAUGGCGGGUGAGUAAGUCCUCUGGGGGCUUUACGAAAUUGAUUAAACAUAAUGUGACAUUUGAACAAAUGUUUAUUAUUACUGAAACUAUUAAGUCUUAGUGGGUUCUGUUUUUAUUUGGGCUUUUUAUAACAGUUCCAUCACUGAGGUUUUAUUUAAUUUAAAAUUGCAUGUCGGGUCGGAUCAAAUGCUCCAGCGGGCCCCCACAAGGCCCAUGAGCCGUACUUUACGCACCCCUGAUCUCUGACACGCUUUAAACAGAAAUUGGACAAGUGUCAUGUGAUUUCUUGCACCAGUAGCCUUUUUGUUUCUUUUCUAAACACGCUUCUUCAACUACACUCUGAUUAUAUCGUUCGUUGUGAUCGUUACGGCGAAAGCCUUCAAAGCUAAGUUGUAUUCAGAGCAGCUAUCGGUUCUUUUUGUUAGCUAGUGAUGCAGAAAUAUGGUUGCAUGUAUUUAUUAAUGCUGGAAUGUGAAGCUUGGUUUCUAACGUUGGAUUGAUUUCAUACUACUGUGCUCUGUAGCAUUCAGCCGCAGGCUCUGUGUACAAUUGAACGUGUGGAAGUGGAUUAAGUUAUGAAAAGUCUGCAAUUGUUUUCUGUGAAGUUUCAGCUGUACAAUUCUUUGAUAGCUUUUGGUUUUUCCAUUUCAAAAUGAAGAGUGGAUUUUCUGCACUUUUUGUUUUUUUCUAAUUUACUUUUCUUGGUAGAAGCCAAUAAGAUUGAGUGUUCAGUAAAGUGGACGUUAAUACGC
Messenger RNA from Phycodurus eques (leafy seadragon), 3351 nucleotides. RefSeq names its product cyclin dependent kinase 5 (gene cdk5). NCBI's taxonomy places the organism in Eukaryota, Metazoa, Chordata, Actinopteri, Syngnathiformes, Syngnathidae. The record is from RefSeq and is a predicted model, not a curated record. Gene Ontology annotation, biological process: axonogenesis; protein phosphorylation; neuron apoptotic process. The transcript has 12 exons. The coding region runs from base 140 to 1018 and encodes 292 amino acids. Gene Ontology annotation, cellular component: cytoplasm; nucleus. Gene Ontology annotation, molecular function: ATP binding; cyclin-dependent protein serine/threonine kinase activity.